AUGAGCACCAGACAAACAAAGAGAAAGUGGGAAGAAAGAAUGAGAGACAUUGAAGAGCUAGCGUAUCAGUAUCAACAAAAGCCACUCUGCUCACGUUACAGACCGCAGUUGUCCAAACCUUGGCAACCAUCCUCUAUUUGGAAGCUGUUUCAUCGCCAAAUCCAAGCAUUUAACUUUGCCAAGAAUUGUAAAGAGGAUGUUCAUGUAUUUGCGUUGGAAAAGAAUGCUGAAAACAAGCAGAGGUUUUAUCUUGUGACAACAUACCCAGAACUUUGGUUUUAUUACAACAAACAUUAUGAAACGAGUCUCAUGCACUGCUAUGAAGUUAUUCCAGAAAGUGCUGUUUGCAAACUUUACUUUGAUUUGGAAUUUUACAUAUCAACGAAUCCAGGAGCUGAUGGGCAGCAGAUGGUUGCAACUUUAAUAGAGUUCAUUAGUAAAAAAUUAGAACAACAGUAUGGAGUGAAAUGUACAGCUGAAGAUGUUUUGAAUUUAGACUCUAGCACUGAAGAAAAGUUUAGUUGCCACUUAAUAUUUCAGCUCCACAACGCUGCUUUUAAAAAUAAUAUCGAUAUAGGUAACUUUUUAAGAACAAUUUUGCAACCUGCUAUUCUUUUAACUAAGAAUAAAGAUCCAGAGAAACAGGUGGUCGCUGCUAUUUCUCAGAGUUACGAAGCUACUGCUUAUUUGCCUAGUUGUCUUGAAAACCAGACGGUAACCAAGGACACUUCUCAAAGCUGGCAGCUGAAUUCACACAGAACACAGGAGAAAGAGACAUCUCAAUGGUCGGAAAGUCCAGAUCUUUCCUUUCUGAUAGUGAAUUGUAAACAUGGAGGAAAGCAACUAUUUGUGGAUCUUGGUGUUUAUACAAAGAACAGAAACUUCCGGCUGUACAGAUCAUCAAAAGCAGGAAACUGUGCCAUUUUAGACAUCGCUAAAGAUAACAAGUUUGUUCCUAAAUCUGUAAAGAAUACUUCUAUUGAAGAGCAAUAUUUCUUUUCCUCUUUGGUCUGUAAUGUGAGGUUUUCAAGUUGUUUAAAAAUUCUGUCCUAUGACAAGCCAGAAAAGGCAAAAGAAGAGUCUGUUUGUUUAGAUGGCAGCAUUUCUAGUAGCAGCUCAGUCCCCAUUGGAGGAUACCAGAGUUCGCCCUAUCCAGAAAUUGAUAACUUCAUUGUCUCUUUAGUCAGUAAAGAUAAUGUUCAAGGAGGGAUACGACGAUGGAAUUAUUUUUCUCUUGAAGAGCUUCUUGUGUAUGACAUCUCUAAGUAUCGCUGGUGUAGAAAUAUUGGCAGAGCUCACAAAAGCAACAAUAUAAUGAUUAUAGUAGAUCUGAGAAGGGAAAUUUGGUAUCAAAAAUGUCAUGACCCUUCUUGCAGAGCACAGAACUUCAAGUCAGAAUGUUUUCAAUUACCAUCUAACGUAUGCCUCCCGUUCCUUUUCAAAGAGGAUGAAGACUUUGUAUAUAUAAUGGAUGGAAAUGGGAACAUAGAAGAAAAAGCAAACAUGUGUAAUUCUACAGGCGUGUCAUUAACAGCAAAACACGAAAACAUGGCACAAAACAAGAGAAGUUCAAAUGUUGAGUGGGAUGAUGAGCUUGAUGACAUAUGUUUUUUGGAAGCUUCAGAAGAUGUGGAACUAGUUGAAGCUGUUACUGAUUUGCAUCCUCAGAGGAACUGGGCUGUUGAUGAAAUACCAGAUGAGCUCCUACUAGAUGCUUUAAAAAAACAUGAAGUUGAUAAAGUUCUGGUGUAA
Molecule: messenger RNA, 1752 nt
Organism: Euleptes europaea (tarantolino)
Lineage: Eukaryota; Metazoa; Chordata; Lepidosauria; Squamata; Sphaerodactylidae
Gene: PRIMPOL
Product: primase and DNA directed polymerase
Exons: 13
Coding region: 1-1752 (583 amino acids)
Biological process (GO): response to UV; error-prone translesion synthesis; mitochondrial DNA replication
Cellular component (GO): nucleus; mitochondrial matrix
Molecular function (GO): DNA-directed DNA polymerase activity; chromatin binding
Source: RefSeq, a predicted model, not a curated record